Molecule: messenger RNA, 4916 nt
Organism: Amoebophrya sp. A25
Lineage: Eukaryota; Dinophyceae; Syndiniales; Amoebophryaceae
Source: the annotation of a GenBank genome assembly
AGCGCAUGCUUCUCUUACCCUCCACCUGCUUUCAAUUUCAUGAGUUGUAAGAUAGACCCUAUUUUUCCUUCGCAGUCUUCAACUUCAUCUUUCUCCCACAUAUUCUUGGUACCGCGCCUUGGCUAUUCGCUUUCACUAUACGCAUACUCGUCACGACAGGUGGAAAUAUUGAGAAUAGUCAUCUACUUCUACACCAUACGACGUGAAAAAGAGGAAAUUGGCUCAAUGUCACUGCGAAAAAUGACUACAACAAUGAUGUAGUAUUCAAUUUGGAACAAGUUUUGGUUUUGCUAUUACUUAUGGUUAGCUGAAGAAGUCGCUAUCAUUCAUCUUCAUUCUGUCUGCUCUGAAUACUGCGCGAGUGAGAUUAAUUCUAUUGCAUUGUAUUGUAACUGACGACUCCUAACCAACAUCAAAAUGUCAACCUCGUCUUCGUCUGCCCAAAAGCAAGACGAGAUGUCUUCGUCUACUGCAUCCGCACAGAAGAACUACGAGAUGUCGACUCCAGAGGCUCGCUGUGCGACACCAAGCACAGCUGCACCAGGUACCUGUGAAAAAAUGUUGGACAUUAGAAGCGCUUCUGAUGAAAACGAGGUUGACGGUGUGUUUGCGCCACCGAGUCGUGUAGUCGUCGAUGCGGAUGUGGAUGAGAAGGAGGAGGAGAAGAAGAAAGAGAACAUGAAGAUGGAAGCCGCGUCGACAAGAAAAGACUCCGAUCAUUCACUCAAUAUUAUGCCGAUGGAGACUUCCUCCUCUGGAACGAAGAUCAAGGAACAAACGCCGCAAGAGGAGCUGCAAGAUCGCAUCUGUCGUUUCUGCUUCGACGAGCAAGACGAUAAUGGCAAUACUGAACUUAUAUCGCCAUGUCUCUGCUCUGGAGGUCAGAAGUGGAUACAUCUGUCUUAUGACUGACUAUUGCUUCAUUGGUGUCAAAACUGAUGAUGUAACCUGAAUUAUAUCGUCUACAACAACUUCUAGUAGCUACCAAGGUUUGCUGCUGUUCUUGUUGUUGGUUCGUUGGAACAGCAUGUUCUUUUCUCCCCUCUAGGGUUACUUGGAUAAUUUUUCCACCCCCUGACAGGAGGACUAGACUUGAGUCUGUAAGUACAACUUCCACUCUAAUUCCCUUGUCUCCGUCGUUGGCAGCGAACUGUCUUGGUGACACAGCCAACGCAUCCCGCUUUUUACGAUAGAGACAUUCGUCAUAUGCGCUGCAACGUCUGCAAAAGCGAGUUUACCUGCGCGCCGCCUUCAAGACACGAUUUGAUGCAAUCCUUCACGGGUGGCGAAAUCGCAGCACUCAUACAGCAGAAAAGCAUUAUCGUGUAUUCAAUACACUAUUGCUUACUCAAUUAUCUCUCAGCCAAUUCCGCUAGAACAGGCGUUCUUGUUUUGGUGUGAUGCUGUCGUCUGGUAAGUAUUGGGCGAACCGUCUACAAACAUCAAGCUUUCCACGUACUUAUGGUCAUAUCUCAAUCUACAAUCUCCAGGUCUCACGAGUCCUUCAAUGCGGAACUAGAACGCGAACUAGCUCGUUUACCACCUUUCCUAAGGCCUAUGUGUGGUCAUGAGCAUUGGGUUCGCGCAGUCAUGUUGAUAACCAAGGUCGAAGAGCCAGAACGGACGAUCGAUAUGACACUUCAUACGUGUGCUGAGGUACUCCUUAUCUACCUUACUACUGUUGGGUGGGGGAAUUUGCUAUAAAUCAGUAGGUAAAAAUAGUUAUUGACUUUUUAUUUGACAACGGUGAGGCGAUCUUGUGAUUCAGGCAUUCAAUCGUUAUUUUUGCUUUCCGAUGUCCUCGAAGAACCAAUUUUCAGGUGCUCGCUUUCUUCCGACACCUCUACAGUGCAGACGGUACUGAGCUUUUCCCCAGGCCACCGAUGGUCCCCGGAGCUUACUUGCUUCAAGACAGCGACAGUUCAGAUUCUUCGUCCGAUGAAGAACUUGCGAGUGCGAUACUGGGAGAACCCGAGAAUGACGACGAUGGGGAUGCAAGUGAAAGUCAGGCAAACGCUAUUGAUGAUGAAGGUCUUCUGAGGAGUUGCGAUGAUGAUCGCCUAUCUGACAUUGAAGAAGAAGGAAGCGGUGAGUCCAAAAAGAGCGACAAGAAGACUGCUCAGAAUAUUAAAGUGGAUUCUUCAGAUGAAGCCGGAUCCGAACCGAAGAGACAUCGUACAGAUUCUACAACAGAAGCAGGACGAGAUGUUGAUGUUCUUGCGAAGUCCGACGUUGGACCUGCUUGGAAAGAAUUCUUGGUAGAUUUCGAGGAUUCAGAUGAAGCUGGAAGUCCUGAUAGUGAUAAGAAGAUGGAAGGUCCCAAGGAGAACAAAGUAGAGUCUACUUCCAAUAAAAAGAAGAACGAUCAUAUGAAGGACGACAAGAAGAAGAAGAACACGACCAAGCAAGAUGAUGAAACUAAGAAUCCGAAGACAUCAACAGCAACAGCAGCCUCAGCUAAAAAACCGAAAGACAACGAGAACAAACUGAAGGACAACGAAGAUAUCAAAAAAACGCCUCUCGUUCUACCGCAACGAGCCACGCGAGGCAAAGCGGUCUUUGUUAAACGGCAUGGUCCAAGUUUUAAACACAAAUUCGCAUCUGUCAACGGAGUGGCCGUGGAGCUCCUUGACCUCGAGGAAAUUCAUAAACUGGCAACUGCGAAGACGCUCUUUGAAGAUGCUGAUGAGAGUGCUUCUAAAAAGAAGUCGAAGUCGAAGAUGAAAGGUGCAACUCCAGCAAAGAAGCUAGAAAAGGUAGAUGUGGCAAAAGGAUAUGAUGACCCCAUGGGCGUUAAAGACGAUGUUGAACAACAAAAAGAUCUGGCAACUACAGGCUCGUGUAGUUCGGCAAAACAAGUUGUUACAUCAUCUUCCGCAACAUCAACACUUGCCGCAUCUUCGUCAUGCUUAGCUGCCGAAUCUUCGUGCCAGCUACCGGAAUCUGCUACGAAAAAGCCCUCCCCGCCUUCUUCCACACCUAGAAGAACCUUGAAAGAGUUCAAGAUCACACUAGAGGUCUCCGACGAAGUUACGUGUGGCGAGGACCACGUUGUCGCCGUCAAUUUGUCGCGUCGGAUCGAAGGUCCUCGUUCUGCCGCAAAGCUUCAGGCACAGCUAGCAAAAUGUGAGAUUCCAGUACGAAGGACGCAGCUUGGAGUAGAAAUUGAGCAUUACAUAGGUGGCCCUUGCGACGAACGGGACAUCAUGUGUGCGAUCACUCUUUAAGGCUGACCAGCAAUGUGGUAGCAAUGUAAACGUGACUAAUGCUAUACCCAGUACUAUGUACAUGAUUUACAUUAGACGGUACAGUAGAAGGAAAGACGAACGACUGUUGUCAUGCAGUUAGAAAAUCAAGAAUUAAAAUGGACAACUAGUACUAAGCACUUCUUAUUCCUUUCGUGCAGCUUCCUUGUCCUCGUUUAUUUUCGUAGCUCUAAUUUCCAGGCGGCAGUGGGGAUGGUUGGACAGCCUUUUGCGGUAAAAACUGCUUAAGCGAGGCAGUAGAUAUGGCCUAUGCUCGAUGGCGUAUGUCUGGACCUGCGACAACGCCUUUGAUUGGUGCUCCUGGAAGCAGUACUGCAGGUGCUUCGUCAUCGUCUUCGUCAUCUUCUUCCUCUGGCGCAUCAACAGGUGGUGCUGGAAACGACUCAUCGACAAGAACGCAGAUGAUGACCUCAACAACAUCCUUUGACGGAGAUCAAAACCACAUCUUCGGAGGUCAGAUAGUGAGAUUAGUCAGGUUAAAAGCUUGUCCAGAGCUAAACGGCGAAUUCGGAAUCGCUUUACGGUUUCACGGUCCCACCGGACGAUGGCUUGUCAGGUUGGCGAAUGGGGAAGGGAAGCAACUGAAGCCGGUCAAUCUAGAAGCGGUGGAGCCUCGAGAAAUUAAUACAACAGGAGGAGGUGGAAAAAUAGGGAAAGACGAGAGGAAAGACGAAGAAGUAGGUACCAAGAUGGAUGUAGACGAAGAUGGACGCGAUGACGACGUUGAUAAAAAAGUGGAAGAAGUGAAGGCUAAAAAUGAUGAUAGCAAAGGAACUACGGAUAGAACCGUGGGGGCUGAGCGGGAGAAGCCAAAUAAAGAAGAAAAUACAACCCAGGAGGGAAAGACGGACAAAGCAACUACUUCAACAUCUUCAAAACAAGAGGAAAAAACUGUUACUACACCAGCCCCAUCAUCAACAUCAACUUCCCCACCCGUUCCCAAGAAAGCUCGCGUCUUGUGCAUUUGGGGUGAUGCCAGGUGGUCUCGGACUCAGCUUUUAGGUGAGGUCGCACGUGGUUCGUGGGGUCUUUGUCAUGCAAACGUUUCAGAAUUCACUACGCGUGCGAGCAGUCGUUGGGACAAUACACAAGGGAGGCUAGUUUUCGCACCAUUGACAGAAAUGAGCGAGGACUAUAUGCGGAAUGCAGAAAGGGAUAUGGCUUUGGCUCGUGUGAGGAGGCAGAUGCACUUGACUUCACACGCCGAGGAUCAGUCAGAUGCGGAAACUGGUGGAGGUGAGAGCCGGAUUCAAUUGUUUCAACUCUAAAGACACUGAAAAACUUGAUUAGAAACUUCGCUCCCCAAGUCAAUCUCAAUGCGUGGUGACACGUUCACUAUACGACCUUUAAUUUCCCAAACACCCUAAAGACUCGCGCCUUGAUUCCUCAGACAUACCACCGUUUUGACACAAAACAUACAAUCAUUCGAAUUUACAUUACAGCAUGAUUUCCGUAUUGGUAUUUCCUUCCACUCAGCCGUUCCGUUGUAUUUUUGAUCAUCACAAGUCGAAUUAUAUCUCUGCUCAGUUAUCGUCGUGUACAAUUCAUGUUCUUCUACACCCCAGAAAGAGACUCAGGACGACUGAUCUUUAUUUUUACUGACUCGCCCACGCGCAUUUCCUUCAUCAUCUUGGGAUAUUGAGCUCCGAC